UCUUUUUUUACUUUUUUCUUGCCGGAAAAAGUGUUUUCUCAUUCUUUUUCUUUCUUUCUUUCUUUUCGACCAUCUAUUUAUCUUAUAUAUCUAUACAUUUGAUAGUAUGGGUAAAGCACAAAGUAAACUUAAUCCAGAUCAACUUAGUGAACUACAGAAAUGUACAAAAUUUGAUAAGAAGGAACUUCAACAGUGGUACAAGGGCUUUUUGAAAGAUUGUCCAUCGGGAUUAUUAGACAAGACCGAGUUCCAAAAGAUAUAUAAACAGUUUUUCCCUUUUGGCGAUCCUUCUCGGUUUGCGGAUUAUGUCUUUAAUGUAUUUGAUGGUGACAAGAAUGGUACUAUUGAUUUUACAGAAUUCAUUGUCGCUCUUUCCGUUACUAGUCGUGGUCGCAUUGAUGAAAAAUUACUAUGGGCAUUCCAGUUAUAUGAUAUUGACAAUGAUGGAUAUAUUAGUCGGGAUGAAAUGUUUCAUAUAGUGGAUGCUAUUUACAAAAUGGUUGGCAGUAUGGUCAAGUUACCACCUGAUGAAGAUACUCCUGAAAAACGAGUAACUAAAAUCUUCAAUUUGAUGGAUACCGACAAGGAUGGACGAUUAAGCAUGGAAGAAUUCAAAGAAGGCUCAAAAAAGGAUCCAACUAUUGUUCAAGCUCUUAGUUUAUAUGACGGUUUAGUUUAGAUACUAUUAUUUUAUUAGCUCUCCUUACUGUUUUUCUCUGUUGUUGUUGUUGUAUACAAAUACAUAUAUAUAUCUAUAUAUCCUCCAUUUUCCUUUUUUAUAUCACUGUUA
Messenger RNA from Halteromyces radiatus, 790 nucleotides. Its product is annotated as calcium-binding protein NCS-1. The record is from RefSeq and is a predicted model, not a curated record. Bases 107 to 679 code for a protein of 190 amino acids. NCBI's taxonomy places the organism in Eukaryota, Fungi, Mucoromycota, Mucoromycetes, Mucorales, Cunninghamellaceae. Gene Ontology annotation, cellular component: cytosol; membrane; intracellular membrane-bounded organelle. Gene Ontology annotation, molecular function: calcium ion binding. The transcript is spliced from 6 exons.